UUUGUACCUGUUAGACAAUAUGCUCAUUAUUUCCCUCUUAUACUCUCCACCGCCCUAUCUAUAUCUGGAGAUAAGCCAACCCAGAUAUACAUGUCAUGAUUGCUUUUAAGUGACUUAAAUACAUUCAGUUUCAGGCAGUUCAAUUAUCUUGGUUAAUUUGUUACAACAAAAUAAGUUCAGUUGUUUAUACAUUUUUACACAAUUGGUACAAAAUACAUCGUAUUUUAGGAAUCGAUGUGUAUCGCUGUCGGGAUGUGGAUUCUUAGGAGUGUACAUAAUGGGAGCACUGGACUGUCUGAAACGACAUUCUCCAAGAUUCUUAGACAGUGCUACCAUAGCUGGAGCCUCAGCAGGUGCUUUGCUUGGAGCAUCUAUUGUUUGUGAUGUACCUCUUAAUGGUGUCAGAGAUGGAUUUCUCCGCACUGCGAUCGAGGCCAGGAAGUGGAAAAUGGGUGUCUUUACUCCCGGAUUUAAAUUUGAAAAUUAUUUGAGUGCAGGACUAGAUGCAUUACCACCAGAUGCUCAUAUCAAAGCAAGUGGAAGACUUUAUGUGUCGGUAACUCGGGUGCAUGACAUGACUAAUGUGAUAUUUUCUGAGUGGGAGUCGCGAGAAGAUCUCAUUCAGACUCUGCGUUGUUCCUGUUUCAUUUUGGGUUUCUCUGGACUGUACCCUCCCAUAUUACAUGGUGUAAAAUACAUGGAUGGUGGCUACACCAACAAGCAACCAGAAUUGGGUCCCAAUACUGUUACCGUUAGUCCGUACAGUGGAUGUGCAGAUAUAUCUCCUAAAGAAAAUGAAGGAUUGGGUCAGUUAAAGUGGGCAAACUAUGGUAUGAAUAUCUCAUAUGCUAAUGUACUACGUCUGUAUAGAACUCUGAUGCCACCACCUCCAUAUAUAUUAAAUCAUUAUUAUCAUUAUGGAUAUGAAGAUGCUUUUCAGUUUCUUAGGAUUAAUAGGAAGUGCAAACAGAGAUGAAUGCUAUAUGAUGACUUUGUAAGUUUGUUUUAAAUUCUUGAUUGUGGAUUGCAUGUAACAUUUGCUCAAGCAGUCAACAGUGUAUGUAUAUUUCCUCACUUUUUCCAUUGAUGGGGCGUUGUCAUGCAGCUUUAAAUGUGUUCAUUCAAUGCUUUGCAAACGGUUAAAUUUAAAAUCCGAAGUUUUAUUUUGUUUAGCUUCCAGAUCACUAUUCCUAUGUAAGAGUAAAUAAUGUUAAAAUGCAUGUACACAAGAAUAUUACAGUGUAUCUAUAUACAAUAUACAUGUACUGGUAUAUAUAUAAUAUAUAUCUAUAUAUAUGCAACAACAAUCAUGAAACACUGAUCUAAGUGUGCAGGAAUACAGUAUCACAUUGAAAAAUUUAAUUAAAACUAAUGUGUUAAAAUCAUUAAACUGGCUGCCUUCAGCAGUUAGACUAGCCUAACUGCUAAAGAAGGCCAGCUUAAUUCCUGAAAACAUUAGUUUUUCUUUCAUUUUUCAAUGUGGUUUUUCCUGCACACUCACAUCAGUGUUUCUUGAUUGUUGUUGCAUAUUGAAUUUAUUUAUUUAUUUAUAAUAAUUUGCUUUUGGUUUUUUACUGGCUCUAGCAUUAUUCAAAUAAUGUAGACAGUCAAAUGUUAUUUUUUUUUAUGGCAUACAGCAUUGUAAAUAACUAUUGACAAAUAGUUAAAGCACUGAAAGCAAAAAUAAAACAAAAAUCUCUUAAAUUUAAGGCUAUUGGUAUA
This is a messenger RNA of Procambarus clarkii (red swamp crayfish), 1722 nucleotides long. Lineage: Eukaryota; Metazoa; Arthropoda; Malacostraca; Decapoda; Cambaridae. The record is from RefSeq and is a predicted model, not a curated record.